AAACCCUUUUGGUCAGAGCUUUGGUGCGGUGAGUUAUUCUGUAUCCCAAGGAAAACAAUUACUGUUAAUCAUUGCUCAUCUCCUUCAGUAAAUUGUGACCUACUGUUGGUCCAAGGUCCAGACAGACCAGCGACAAUAUGGCUGGCUGACUCCAUUUCAUUAUGGCAAAGAUUUAGAGUUAUUUAUGAAGGCCACCGUAUACAAGUAAUUAACAGAAAGCCACUUUUUCCAGCUUUGGUGUGUCGGCUGCUGUCUUGUCUUGAAAGAAGACCUGGUUGAGAGCCAAGUGACCUACUUGCAACCCAGAGCUUCGACAUGUGAUUGCGGCAACUACGUACGGUGAUCCCGAGAUGGAAGUUCGCCGGAGGACCAAAUUAGUCGCUGUGGCCCUUUUUUCGCUGGCAACCCUUGGAUCCAUAGCCUUCUACUUUAACAAGGAGCGCGGUUGGUCGAAGGAUACCGUCCUCUUUGUGCCCCCGGGAUGGCGGACUAGGAAUUUGGUACAGGCCAACCGAGACUUUCCUUGGAAAGGUGGCGGGCUGCAGCACAUCCCCUACGUGUGGAAAGAUGCUGUUGCAAGACAAGUUCUCACGGAUGGCAACUGCUCUUGCCCGCCCGAAAAUCCGCUGAUCAAGAUCCCGAAGUACCAUACCGCGUCCUCCAACUACCUAAAUGAUUUCGCUUCCAAGCCAGAGGAGCUGAGAAAGGUCAUGGACCGACGCAACAGGGAGAAAGAAAGACUCCAACAAAGGGCUCCCCCACCGACUCCUGUUCUAUUUGCAAACGGGAAGUCUCCACUGAGCUACCCCACACAGGGGCUGAGGGUCCAACCACUGGGCAGCAUCGUCAUUCCUGGCUUAAAGCUGGAGGAACUGGCUGAGCAUACGGAAAUACUGGAGGUUCAGCUCAACGCCCAGUUAGGAGUGCUGACCACCCUGGCAGACAUCCCCAGUGUUACAGUGGAAGGUCUGGGCACCAAACACCUGUCCCUGUCCUCACCCUCGCUGGACCAUCUCAACAGGCAGCUACAGUUCCUGGUCUACACAAACACACACUUCGAUCCAGACACCGUGGACUACGUGGAUAUCCGGUAUAUCUACUUCCAGGAAACAAUUCCAAUCCAAAUUCAGCAUAAACCACUGCUGCGGAUAUUUGACUUUUCACAAGACGACAUUGCAACAAAGGUAACCAUAGUGACGAAGACCUUCCUAAGGUAUAACAUGCUACGACAGUUGAUUGACAGCGUGCGACAGUUCUACCCAACCAUAACCAUCAUCAUCGCUGACGACAGCGACGUCAUCGAAAAGGUCGAGGGGGCAAACAUAGAACACUACAUCAUGCCGUUUAAAAAGGGCUGGUUUGCAGGGCGGAACUUGGCCGUCUCCCAGGUGACCACGGCCUACUUCCUCUGGGUGGACGACGAUCUCAUCUUCACAAGAAACACCAGGAUCGAACUUCUCCUACAAGUGGCCGAAAACACAAACCUCGAUGUGAUAGGUGGUGCGGUGAGGGACGACAUUGGCAUUCCAACAACUUUUAAUCAUAAACUGAGAAUCGAGGAUGGAGACGCCCUCGGAGACUGCCUGUUCAAAACUAAAGGACACUAUCACACAGUAGAGGGGUUCCCAGACUGUGUGGUGGCUGACGUCGUCAUAAAUUUCUUCCUCGCGGACACAACAAAGGUCCAAAAUGUUCGAUUCGACCCGAGGCUCGCGAGAGUAGGACACACAGAGUUCUUCAUGGAUGGCCUUGGGAACCUACGGGUGGCGUCUUGCUCCCAUGUUACCAUCGACCACGCAAGCAAGUUAUUCAGGCCACCUUGGCAGGACAAAAAGUACAGAAAGUUUCGGGAGCCGGCCAACACCACAAAUGACAAGCAUUGGUUUUACAAGUACAAUCUGAAGUGCAUUCACACGUCAUAGCAUAGGGGAAGUGCAUUUGGUAACAGUACGUAGUUAGUG
Molecule: messenger RNA, 1961 nt
Organism: Branchiostoma belcheri (Belcher's lancelet)
Lineage: Eukaryota; Metazoa; Chordata; Leptocardii; Amphioxiformes; Branchiostomatidae
Product: beta-1,4 N-acetylgalactosaminyltransferase 1-like
Exons: 10
Coding region: 351-1922 (523 amino acids)
Cellular component (GO): Golgi membrane
Molecular function (GO): hexosyltransferase activity
Source: RefSeq, a predicted model, not a curated record